Drosophila innubila is the source of this 2180-nucleotide messenger RNA. Its product is annotated as putative inorganic phosphate cotransporter. NCBI's taxonomy places the organism in Eukaryota, Metazoa, Arthropoda, Insecta, Diptera, Drosophilidae. The coding region runs from base 511 to 1947 and encodes 478 amino acids. Gene Ontology annotation, molecular function: transmembrane transporter activity. Gene Ontology annotation, cellular component: plasma membrane. Gene Ontology annotation, biological process: transmembrane transport; monoatomic anion transport. The record is from RefSeq and is a predicted model, not a curated record. The transcript has 4 exons.
CCACAUGUUCCAUUCCAAUCGUGAGUCACAUGAGUAGCUGCCACUCACUGGGCAAGACUUAAUUAAGCGAGAAUUAAAUUGGUUGGCGGCGAAUGCCUAAAAGUUAUUUUCAUAAACAAAGCGCAGUUGAAAACAAAACGCCAGUGAAACGAACGCGCUAAACGAUUAAACGGAAAAACGGGGCAACUGAAAAUAAAACUACAAAAAAAAAAAAAUAAAAAUAAAUACUUUUAUAAUUUGAUAUUUAUAGAAUACUUUGUACGAAGAGAUUUCAAAAACUAGCACGCAUACAGAAGAAGCGAGUCUAAAGUUCAAUUGGAUAUUGGAUAUUAGAUAAAUAAAAAACCCAUUAAAUAAUGAGCUCGAGUUAACAACUGCUAAUAAUAACGAUAGCAAUAAAGCAACUUUUGAUAGAUUCAACAAAUUGUUGUCAGACCAAAAAUAACCAGAGCAAAAGAAGAGAGAGAGAGAGAGAGUGAGAGCAACAAUAAGGAGUCGAGUACCGUUAGAAUGAGCAACACGGAUGUGGAGCUGGAGAAAGUGCCACGCCUUGGCCUGCGUCACCUGCAGGCGUUGCUGCUUUUUCUAGGCCUGGUUGUCACAACGAUACUGCAAUACAAUGUGGGCGUGGCUGUGGUUGCCAUGACAAAUGCCACAUCCGUUAAUCCCGAGCUGCCCCACUACAACUGGACGGAGCCACAGAAAUCGUACAUUCUGUCCAGCUAUUAUUGGGGCUCGGCAUUAACACAAUUUCCCGGUGGCUAUCUUUGCAAACGCUUUGGCGCCAAGUUGGUUCUCUUCUGGGGCGUCAUUGGAUCGGCCAUGUUAACAGUGUGGACACCACAGGGCAUCUAUAUGGCAAGUUGGAAAGCCUAUUGUGCCAUCCGUUGGCUGCAGGGUCUGUGUCAAGGCGUAACGCUUCCCUGCAUCCAUCAGCACUUGGCCAACUGGGCGCCAGCCGUGGAACGUACACGUUUGGGCGCCUUUGCCUACACGGGCUUCGAUUGUGGCAAUGUGUUGGCCAUGUAUGCAGCCGGCAUGCUGGCCAGCUCCAAUCUGGGUUGGCCAGGCAUAAGCUAUACGUCGGGAGCACUUGGUCUCAUCUGGUGUCUGCUCUGGCUGCUGCUCGGCUCGAAUCGGGCCAACGAAGCGCCGUGUAUUGGCCAGGCCGAGAAGCGUUACAUUGUUGGCGAUUUGCAACGUUCUGCGAGGCGGGAACGCAGAUUGGCAAUACCAUGGCGUGGCAUCUUCACAUCGCCGCCGUUCUAUGCGCUGCUCUGUGCCCGCUGUGCCGACACUUGGGGAUUGGCCACAAUGCAGGCGGAGUUACCGUCCUAUCUGAAUAAUGUUCUUGGCCUGGAUAUGCACAGCAAUGCCUUAUUCUCCGCACUACCAUUUCUGCUGAUGUGGAUGAUGUGCUAUGUCUACCUGCUUAUUGCCGAUGUGCUGCUCCGGCGACGAUGCCUCAGUCUAACCGCACUGCGAAAGACUUACAACAGCAUCGCACUCUGGACACCAGCAGCUAUUAUGUUGGCUCUCGGCUUUGUGGAGUCCACUCAGAAACCAUUGGCCUUGGUCCUGGUCACUCUCAGCGUGGGCGUCAGCAGCGCUGCGACAAUUGGCAGCGAACUCAAUACCAUUGAUCUGUCACCCGUCCACGCCAGCAUUCUCUCUGGCAUUCUGAGCACAUUCACGAACCUUGUGGCACUGUGUACGCCCCUUGUGGUGGGCGUGUUGGUCAAGCAUCCAACGGAUCGUAGCGAGUGGCAGUUGGUGUUCAGUAUUGCCGCCAUGGUCCUCUUUGCCGGCAAUGUCAUCUACCUCAUCUGGGGCACGGCCGAAACGCAGCCAUGGAAUGACAAUGAGUCGAGGCGGGAAUCUGCUGACUUUGAAGAUGCCAAGUUGGAGAUUGAGACCAACACAAAUGCCAAGAAAAUACUUAAUUAAACUAUGUACUCGAUAUCAUAUCGUAGGAUCGUGUUCUGUUAACUUAAUAUACAAGUAAUUUUAGUUAGGUCAGAUAUAGUUAAAGCUGUGAAAAGCGAUGAACUGAAUGCCAAAUAACAAAUUAUUAAUUUUAUUUUUACAAUUUUCACUUUUCUAACACUUUUAUUGCUCAAGUUAUAUUGUUUCCUAAUAGUAUUUAAUAAUUAACAAUUUUCAAAUAUAAAAUAUUUUCG